Lycium barbarum (goji berry) is the source of this 624-nucleotide messenger RNA. RefSeq lists its product as uncharacterized. The transcript has a single exon. NCBI's taxonomy places the organism in Eukaryota, Viridiplantae, Streptophyta, Magnoliopsida, Solanales, Solanaceae. The record is from RefSeq and is a predicted model, not a curated record. The coding region runs from base 1 to 624 and encodes 207 amino acids. Gene Ontology annotation, molecular function: zinc ion binding.
AUGCUUGAGGAAAUUAGAGUCAGAAUGAUGAGAAGGGUAGGACAACUAAGAGAGUUUUCUGAGACUUGGAUAACAAACAUCAGCCCAAUGGCUUUGAAGGUAUUGCAAGAGAACACAUCAAAGUCAAUGAAGUGUACUCUUGAAUGGAAUGGUGAAUAUGGAUUUGAGGUCAAGGACAGCUGGGGUAAUAAAUUCAUAGUAAAUCUGAACAACAAUACUUGCACUUGUAGAUCUUGGAUGCUGAAAGGUAUUCCCUGCUGUCAUGCCAUAGUUGCACUUCAUUUCAGAAAAUUGGAACCUACUGACUAUGUUGCACAUUGGUACACUAAGGACACUUACCUCAAAACAUACAACUCAUUCAUUCAACCUGUUACUAAUAUGGCAAUGUGGCCAAAGUUAACCAAUUCUCCUGUCCUCUCACCUGAGAUUAAAAAGCUGCCAGGUAGGCCAAAGAAGUGUAGAAGAAAGGAGCAGACAGAAAACAAGACAGGAAAGCUGUCAAAAAGAGGUGUUGAGAUGACCUGCAGCUUGUGCCAUGCAAAGGGUCACAAUAAGAAGGGUUGUUCUAUGAAUCCACAAUCUGUGAGGCAGAGGAAGGGUAAGGGGGAGAGGGACAAGUACUAG